CCUCGAGCGGUGGGUCGGUUCAGUUGUGAUCGAGCGUCGCGUUCGUGUGGUGUCGCCGGUGCCUAGCGACGAACACCAUGCCAGUGAACGACCAGUCUGUGAUCGCGUCUGGUUGUGACACCUCCGAGGGUUCGUAGCUACGGGGAUGGCGUUGCCGCUCAGCUGCUCGAAGCGCGUGAAGGAGGUGCUCUCCGAACAGCACCUGGACAUCAUGGCCACCAAGAUCCUGGCGCCCGUCAAGACCGAGCGCCAAAUUUUGGAGAACUCGAUGCUGGAGGACGACCCCAACGCCAACUGCGCCGUCACCCAGGAGGAGAAGACGCGCCCCCGGUGGGGACCCCAGCACAAGGGGGCUCAGGAGCUGGCCAAUCUCUACAGCAAGGGGAAGCGGACUCAGGAAUGCAUCUGCGUGGGAAUCUGCUUGACCCUUAUGGUGGUCAACUUCUUCUUCAUAAUAUUCCACGUCCGUAUGGACAACUUGAGCACGAUUUUGGUGGCGGCGUUUUGCGGCAUUGUGACGGCGGAUUUCGGCUCGGGACUCGUGCACUGGGCGGCCGACACGUGGGGCUCGGUGGAGCUCCCCAUCUUGGGCAAAAAUUUUUUGCGGCCGUUCCGCGAACACCACAUCGAUCCGACGUCCAUCACCCGCCACGACUUUAUCGAAACCAACGGUGAUAACUUCAUGGUGACCAUUCCGUUUCUGGCGAGGAUGGUUUGGGAUUUUCUGACGCUGCCUGCGGACGGGGUCGAGAGGAAGUUCACGUGGAAUUGCUACGUGUUUCUGUUGGCGAUUUUCGUGGCAAUGACCAAUCAGAUACACAAGUGGUCGCACACCUACUUCGGGCUGCCGGCGUGGGUGGUGUGGCUGCAGGAGCACCAUGUGAUUCUGCCGAGGCGCCACCACCGCAUCCACCAUGUGGCCCCGCAUGAGACCUACUUUUGCAUCACCACCGGGUGGCUCAAUUGGCCGUUGGAGAAGCUGCGCUUUUGGAGCAUCCUAGAGCUGCUGAUUGAACACACCACGGGCUACAAACCGCGGGCUGAUGAUAUGAAGUGGGCGCAAAAGGGCACGUGAUAUUUUUGUCUUUGUUAUGAAUGGGGUUUGUUUUGUUAGUUCUACGUGUCUGUGGAAUAAUUGCCAAAAGUUCAUUUAGUUGAUUUAGCGAUUUAUUGGUGAUAGAGAACACCACGUUUUGUUCGAUUCAAUAAAUACAUAAUCAAGUGCCUGAUUUUAAGAUUGGACAACGAAUGUAAUGUACUUUUAUUGUUACAAAAUCAUGUUAACCAUUGGGGACCAAGCGAUGGGCCUUGGGCCAAUUUUUUAAAUGUUUAAUAGUUCUUACAAUUUAGCCUAAUGAUUUGAUCAAUUUUAGAUUUAUUGAAGCUAGUCUUAAACACUCCAGGGAUAAUCUACACGCACUACCAAAGUAGUUAGAGUGCCUGAUUUAGGUACUUUAUGAAUCAUUAUCAUUACAAACACGCUUAACACCCAGUAGGGUAAUUUGUACGACUUAUGACUAGGCUAAGGUUUUUAAUUCUCAACUUGUUUGCAAUUAUUUAAUUAUUUGAGCUUUAUGACGAGCUCCGUCUGCGUUUUAUUCAAUUAAUCAAUAAGCAGUCGUACGCUAGAAACUACCACAAAAAAUGGUUUGUUAACUAGACAAACACUGUGAUUUAAACAUCGCAAUAAAUCGCAGUUAUUUUUACCAUUUCUAGACAAAACUGCAAUGGUGCGCUCAGCUCCAUUUGCGUGUGCGUCAUCUGACAUUUCUCUCACUACGUUUACACAGCAGGGGCAUAGCGGUGACAAACUAUCAAAUAUUUUUUGAGGUUACGAAGUUGUUACAAAAAAUACAGAUUCACAAAACAAGAACUAAUAAACGCAGAAUCAAAAACCUAACGAAACGCAAAUCACAAAACACAAUAAACGAACAGAAAAUACUUACGAUUAACACCGAUAACACACACUUUCGACAACGAUGCGACGACGUCUAUAAUUUACUGUCAAUGUCAAUUAAUGUUCAAGGAUACCACCCUUAGAUAGCCCUUAGCUGUUUAAAUUUGCAUUGUUUUUGACAAUUUUUAUAGCUUUGUGUUGGUAAUGAAAAAAUGAAAUUGACGCACACGCAAAUCGAGCUGACCGCCACUAUAAUAGACAAGACGGUAUUUUAUAAAGUCUGGAACAAAUGCAAUUAUUUUAUACAAUAAAGUUGCUUGAAUUUAA
Molecule: messenger RNA, 2224 nt
Organism: Tribolium castaneum (red flour beetle)
Lineage: Eukaryota; Metazoa; Arthropoda; Insecta; Coleoptera; Tenebrionidae
Gene: Kua
Product: Kua
Exons: 4
Coding region: 146-1075 (309 amino acids)
Molecular function (GO): oxidoreductase activity
Source: RefSeq, a predicted model, not a curated record